AGGGUCAACAGUGAAUUUUAUCAAAGCAUGGAAAAGAUAAAUAUGUUUAUUAGUGAUGAUCCAGACUGGGUAUUCUGAAAAGCAUUAACCAAGCUUAAGUUGGCAAACUACAAAUCUAUUGAGAUCACUAUCAAUUCGUAUAAUGGAAAACGAAAAAAAGAAUUUACAAACAUCCUAAACAGACUCAUGCCAAACAAAUUCAAUACUUUAGAAGUUUCUUCUUAUUCACCCAGAGUAUGAAGCUUGAGUAGAAUUUUUAUUCCUUUGACAAAAGUUAUCACUGGAGGAGAAGAUACAUUAUCCUUGGAUAGCUUUAAAAUUUCUAAAAGACAACUUCAAAAAAUAAUGUAUCAUGCCAAGGACAUGAAAACUAUUUGAUUAGGAUACUGCAUUCUAGACACAGAAAACCUCACUUUGCCUUCUAUUGGGUCAUACAAGACUACUUAUUUGAGCUUUUGGGAUAGCGGAGAUUCUACUCGAUCUGAUUGGAUAAACAAUCCUGAUACACCACUAUAAAAUAUUGCAAAACUAGUUUAAAAUACUACAAAUGACAUCUAAAAUGAUCCCGAUUCAGUAUAAAAACAUCUUAUCCUAUUCAACUCUUACAGCAUAUCAAAAAUACAUUUUCCAAAAAUAUUUACACAAUUUACUUCAAUGAUUAUACUUGAAAUAGAUUCACUUCAAUCCUCACAGCAAUCUCUAAAUGCUCUUUAAUAAAUUCUUUGAAGAAGCUUGAAAUGAACUUCUCUCCAUUCAAACAAAAAGAGGAUAAAGAAAUAGUACAAAAUCUAGGAUUC
This is a messenger RNA of Moneuplotes crassus, 797 nucleotides long. NCBI's taxonomy places the organism in Eukaryota, Ciliophora, Spirotrichea, Euplotida, Euplotidae. The record is from the annotation of a GenBank genome assembly.